GCCUUGCUACAGCACCCGAGCUCUUGCCAGAAGUACAACAUGCGCUCCUCCGUCCUUCUCGCUUCUGCCUUGGCCGUAGGCGCCAUUGCCGGUCCUCUCCACAAGAGGCUCAUGGUCACUGAGACCGACCUUGAGAUUGUGACCGUCACCGUCUAUGUCACCCCUGGCCAAGCAGAUCCAACGGCGGGGGGUCAGGCUAGAACUCGCGAACACGGACACGGCCACGGACACCACCAUCCCAAGCCUAAGCCGAGUGCUCCUGCCGCUUUCAGCUCGGCGCCUGCGCCUGCUCCAUCAUCUGCUGCGCCGAAGCCUUCCUCGGUCUAUACCCCUCCGCCACCGCCGCCGUCUUCUACCCCGACUCCUACCCCGGAACCCGCUUCGUCUCCGGCUCCUAGCUCUUCCGCAGCGGCGCCGUCAAGCCAGGCCCCUACCUCAUCUACUCCCACUGGCAAUGGCGAGCACACGUCCGGGACCAUCCAAGCCACUUUCUCAAGCGGCAUCGCCUACCAGGAAUCUGUGCUGUGGCACCACAAUCGCGCCCGCGCAAACCACGGUGCUACGCCGCUCGUCUGGAACACCACCUGUGAGGACGCUGCUAGAACUGCGGCUGCAGUGUGCGACUUCCAGCACCACGUGGUCAACGGCCAGGGCCAGAAUCUAUUCACCGUCUCCGGUGACAUGUUCAACGUGACCGGUGGCAUUACCGAUAGCUGGUAUAAGGGGGAGGCAGAUGUCUACACUGCAUGGGGUGCGAAUCCCGAUGAUUCUACCUUCCAUCAAUGGGGCCAUAUGACGCAGGUGGUCUGGAAGGGAACUACCUCGGUUGGUUGCGUCAGCAUCGAUUGCGGGUCGGCCAUGACUAUCAACGGUCGAGCGUCGGAGCUCAACAAGUACACCGUGUGCAACUACAGCCCCCCUGGCAACUACGGGGGCCAGUACGCUCAGAACGUCGCUGCACCCAUCGGAGACUACCACAAGUUCCUCUGGUCCGACUAGGCGGGCUCGCUGUCCACUCGAUUAACGGUGCUUCCUCUUCCUCGCUUAUCGCAUUGCUGUAGGGCAUCAGGUGUACGGGGCUGCAGGUCGAUAUGGCAGCUGCUUGCAUGA
Trematosphaeria pertusa is the source of this 1110-nucleotide messenger RNA. RefSeq names its product PR-1-like protein. The transcript has a single exon. The record is from RefSeq and is a predicted model, not a curated record. Bases 40 to 999 code for a protein of 319 amino acids. Lineage: Eukaryota; Fungi; Ascomycota; Dothideomycetes; Pleosporales; Trematosphaeriaceae.